AUGUUCCAUCAUAAACUCAUGAUCCGCAGAACUAAACUGAUGUACUACAACAAUAUCCGUCGACUAACAGUUACGAAAAGCUUCUUUCUACAGCAAUACCGUGGAGUUACUAACCAACCAAUCUUUGACAAGUUUACAGAAGCCAGCACUGUGAGUUUAUUUCUUUUUUUGUUGAUGUUGUUUUAGAUUGUUAAAGACUUGGAUCUGAAUGGAAAGACUUACUUGGUGACGGGUGCGACGAGUGGACUUGGUUUGGAGGUAGCGAAAACUUUGGUCAGUGCUGGAGCUCAUGUUGUUAUGGGAAUUCGGAAUCUGGAGAAAGGUCAAGGAGUCUCGAAGAAUAUUGUCCGAGAGUUCCCAGAGGCCAAGUUGGACAUGCUGCACUUGGAUUUGUUGGACAUACUCUCCAUCAAGAAGGCUUCGGAAGAAUAUUUGAGGAAGCGUUGGUAAGUUUUUGCUUACAUUUUGUUCUCUUGGCAUUAGUUUUUAUUAGUUUACUAGAUUUUUAAAUUUUUUGAAAACGUUUUUCUAAUUUAUUUAGUAUUUUAGGAAACUUGAUGGUUUGAUCUUAAACGCAGGAGCUUAUGCACCGUCAGAACCUUUCAACAAUCUUGAUGGACUGAAUUCAACCUUCCAAGCUAACUAUCUCGGCCACUUUUACUUGUUGUCGCAACUAAAACAACGUUUGAUCGAGUCAAGGCCCAGUCGUGUCGUAACCUUGUCUUCUGUUACUACGACCUUUAUGUUGAAGUCCCUGAAAAAUGAAAUGUCGUCUGAAGACUUUGUGAAAGAAGUGGUAUUGACUGGAGGACGCGGAAGGCUGGAAUUGGGAAAACAAUAUGCCAAAGCCAAGCUGUGCAACACGAUGAUGAUCAAGAAGCUGGACAGAGAGAUGAGUGUGCAGUAUCCUGAAGUCAGAGCCUACGCUGUAGAUCCUGGAUCGUUUAUUGAUACCAGUAAGUUACUAUAAUAUUGCGGUUUAUUUUAUAAAAUUUUUCAGACUUCAAAUGUGUAAUUUUAUGAAAGUUAAUACGCUUUUACUACGGUAUUUGUUUCAGACAUUGCAGUAGAGGCUUAUGGUAGUGUGAGCAAGUUGACAAUGAAGCUCGCUCGUCCGUUUUCCAAAAGUGUUUCUAAUGGAGCUGCCACGAUCUUGUUUGCUGCCGUUCAUCCAGCUGCAGAAAGUCUUCGUGGAUGUCAUAUCGUGGACAACAAGGCAGGAGAAGACCCGAAGAGCGUCAACCCAACUGUAUUCAAUACCGACUUCCAAGAUGCUGUAUGCAAACGAUCUUCUGAACUGGUAACUGAAGCUUUAGCUCGACGCGAAAAAUUGGAAAAGGGUCAGAGUUAA
Molecule: messenger RNA, 1351 nt
Organism: Bursaphelenchus okinawaensis
Lineage: Eukaryota; Metazoa; Nematoda; Chromadorea; Rhabditida; Aphelenchoididae
Source: the annotation of a GenBank genome assembly